Molecule: messenger RNA, 750 nt
Organism: Neospora caninum
Lineage: Eukaryota; Apicomplexa; Conoidasida; Eucoccidiorida; Sarcocystidae
Product: Hypoxanthine phosphoribosyltransferase, related
Exons: 6
Coding region: 1-750 (249 amino acids)
Biological process (GO): GMP salvage; hypoxanthine metabolic process; purine ribonucleoside salvage
Molecular function (GO): magnesium ion binding; hypoxanthine phosphoribosyltransferase activity
Source: RefSeq, a predicted model, not a curated record
AUGGCGUCCAAACCCAUUGAAGAUUACGGAAAGGGAAAGGGCCGUGUCGAGCCCAUGUACAUCCCCGACGGCACCUUCUACAAGGCUGAGGACUUCCUCGUGCCCUCUCACUGCAAGCCUUACAUUGAUAAGAUCCUCCUUCCUGGUGGAUUGGUCAAGGACAGAGUGGAGAAACUGGCAUAUGACAUCCACAGAACCUACUUUGGUGAGGAGCUGCAUAUCAUUUGCAUCCUGAAGGGGUCUCGCGGAUUCUUCAACCUUUUGAUCGACUACCUCGCUACCAUCCAGAAGUACAGCGGUCGCGAUUCCAGCGUCCCCCCCUUCUUCGAGCACUACGUUCGCCUGAAGUCCUACCAGAACGACAACAGCUCUGGCCAGCUCACAGUCUUGAGCGACGAUUUGUCCCAGUUCAAGGGCAAGAACAUCUUGAUUGUCGAGGAUAUCAUCGACACUGGCUUCACCCUGACCGAGUUCGGCGAGCGCCUGAAGGCUGUUGGCCCCAAGUCGAUGAGAAUCGCCACCCUCGUCGAGAAGCGCACCGACCGCUCUAACGGCUUCAAGGGUGACUUUGUUGGCUUCUGCGUCCCCGAUGUGUGGAUCGUUGGUUGCUGCUACGACUUCAACGAAAUGUUCCGCGACUUCGACCACGUCGCCAUCCUGAGUGAAAGCGCCCGCAAGCAGUUCCAGAUUACAAGCUUUGUGACCAGCCGAAUCUAUUUGGCAAAACGAGAUUCCGAUCAAAUCCAUUGA